GAACGAAGCUGCCCCGCAAAAGAACUUCCCAUCUUCUCCACUCUCUAUCCCCCUCUUCUUUUAAAAACCUCUUUCCUCUCUUCAAAAUCUCACCGCGGCCUCCGGUCGGUAACCUCAGCCUUACGAUCACCGGGUCGGUGACCAGAACCUAUGUCUAUCACUAUAAAUACGACGGCCUCAUCCUUUUAGUUGAGCCGUAGAUCGAGCUACUAUUUUCUCUGUUUUUUUUAAUCUACUUCUCGAGAGAAGCUUCUAGAAUCAAGGUUUUGCAAUCUCCGAUGGCGCCAUUGCUAGGGUUUUGAGACCGAAUCCAAUUUCAGAUGAAGAUCCAGCCGAUCGAUUCGAGAUCGUCGAUCAAGAGCGAUCCGGCGAAGCCCGGGACGAGAUCAAGACUGAAGAGGCUCUUCGAGCGGCAGUUCCCGAAGCUCGCCGGCGAUGGGAAGGAGAAGGGCAAGGAGAAAGACGACGGCGGCGAUCUUGAACCGAGCUCUGUUUGCCUCGACAAGCUCGUCGUGAGUUUCAUGGAGGAUGGCAAUGAGAAGUCGGUGAAGUGCGGCCGAAGGCGCUGCACCUGCUUCAAUGGAAACUGCGAUGACAGCUCCGACGAUGAAUUCGCCGGCGAUUCCCCUCCGAUUGCCGCCGCUGGAUCCGGGGACCCGCUGGAGAUCAUUAACGGUUUAGUUCCGUGCGAGAGCCUAACGGAGCGCAAUCUGUUGGCGGACACAUCAAAGAUCGUGGAAACUAAUAAAACCAAGAUCGGAAAGGGUAAAGAUGAUUGCAUCAAGCUCGUAACUGAAAAAUUACAGUCUUUAGGUUAUGAUGCCUCCAUCUGCAAGUCUAAAUGGGAUAAAACCCCUUCGAUUCCAGCUGGAGAAUACGAGUACAUUGAUGUGAUGAUCGAUGGCGAUCGCUUCAUUCUCGACGUCGAUUUCAGAUCGGAGUUCGAGAUCGCGCGAUCGACGAAAAGCUAUCGCGCCCUGCUCCAGUCUUUGCCUUUGGUCUUCGUCGGCAAGCCCGACCGCGUUCAGAAGAUCGUGACUGUUGUUUCCGAGGCAGCGAGGCUGAGUCUCAAGAAGAAGGGGCUCCAUUUCCCGCCAUGGCGGAAGCUUGAGUACCAUGAAGGCCAAAAUUGGCUCGCUCGCCUACAGAGGAUGGCGGAGCCUAAAUCUCCGUCACCGGGCCCCUACUGCGAUCUCAGCCGUUAA
Messenger RNA from Asparagus officinalis (garden asparagus), 1205 nucleotides. RefSeq lists its product as uncharacterized. Lineage: Eukaryota; Viridiplantae; Streptophyta; Magnoliopsida; Asparagales; Asparagaceae. The transcript is spliced from 3 exons. The record is from RefSeq and is a predicted model, not a curated record. Bases 321 to 1205 code for a protein of 294 amino acids.